AGCUCUCGUCCAAUUGAAACUCACAAUAAACUGCAUUCAAGUUCGACUGAUCCCCAGAGGAGCGACUCGACUGCUCUGCUGUAACCUCGACCUGCGCUUGUAUCUGCUCCAUUGCCCAGGACUCCAAAGACAAGGAAAGAGCGAAAAUGGGCAGCAUACCACAAAGUAGCAAGCUCUUUGAGCCACUCAAGAUCGGAAAUGUCACUCUCGACCACAGAAUAGUCAUGGCCCCUCUGACUCGUUUUCGCAACAGUGAUGAGCAUAUCAUUCUUCCAAUGGCGCAAGAGUACUAUGAACAGCGGGCUUGUGUUCCUGGAACUCUGAUCAUCAGCGAAGCAGCAGUCAUCUCCAAGCGCGCAUCAGGCUACGCCAACACGCCUGGCAUCUGGAACAAAGAACAAAUCGCAGCUUGGAAAGCUGUCGUCGACCGCGUCCACAAGUCUGGCUCAUACAUCUAUCUCCAACUAUGGGCCCUCGGCCGUGUAGCCGACCCAGCAAUCAAGCAGAAAGAAGGAACUGGCGACGUCGUCUCCUCCUCACCAACCCCAUACCAAGAAGGCGCAGCAGUCCCACGAGCCCUCACCGAAGCAGAAAUCCACCAAUACAUCCGCGACUACGCCUCCGCAGCCGAAGCCGGUGUUCACGAAGCAGGUUUCGACGGCGUAGAAAUCCACGCAGCAAACGGCUACCUGAUCGACCAAUUCAUUCAAGACACCUGCAACAAGCGAACAGACAAGUGGGGAGGCUCGAUCGAAAACCGAGCCCGUUUCGCUCUCGAAGUCACCAAAGCCGUCGUGCAAGCCGUCGGUCCCGAGAAAACCGCCAUCCGUCUCUCCCCCUUUUCAACUUUCCAAGGAAUGAAAAUGCAAGACCCAGUCCCACAAUUCAAUUACAUCGUCUCCAAACUGAAAGAUUUCAAACUUUCGUAUCUCCAUCUCGUCGAAUCGAGAGUUACUAGCAACGAGGAUGUCGAAGCUUCUAUAGAGAAACUCGACCCGUUUAUUAAGACUUAUAGGAAUGUAAGUCCCGUUCUACUAGCUAGUAGAUUUACGCCUGCGAGUGCUAAGAGUGCUGUUAAUAAGGAGUAUAAGGAUUGUAAGGUAGGGAUCGUGUUUAGAAGGUUUUUUAUCUCGAACCCGGAUCUUGUGUAUAGGCGCGUUAAGGAAGGCAUGAUCGAGUUGAGGAUGUAUGAGAGGGAUACGUUUUAUACGCCUAAGCAGGCCAAGGGAUAUAUUGAUUGGCCCUUUUCGGAGGAGUUUGUUAAGGAGACGGGGAGGCCGCAACUGGAGGUUCGAUGA
This is a messenger RNA of Pseudocercospora fijiensis CIRAD86, 1298 nucleotides long. RefSeq lists its product as uncharacterized. Gene Ontology annotation, molecular function: FMN binding; NADPH dehydrogenase activity. The transcript is spliced from 4 exons. NCBI's taxonomy places the organism in Eukaryota, Fungi, Ascomycota, Dothideomycetes, Mycosphaerellales, Mycosphaerellaceae. The record is from RefSeq and is a predicted model, not a curated record. Bases 147 to 1298 code for a protein of 383 amino acids.